CAGGGCAGAGUGGCCUGCCCACUUGUCGUGUCAUCCCGGAAGACGAUGGAAAACACACCAGACCACUACAACAAGUCUGAUGCGCUGCGCAAAAGUGCGGAGGACUGCGCCAUUUGCUUGGACAAAGUUCAGGAGGAGAGGACGUUGAAGUGUCGUCACUCUUUCUGCUCUCAGUGUAUCGACUCGGUCUUCAGGGUCAGGCCUGCCUGUCCCAUAUGCAACACCUACCACGGUGUGUACACCGGGACCCAGCCGCCGGGCACGAUGACGGUGACGCGCAGCUGGCAGCGGCUGCCCGGCUACGAGCACUGCGGCUGCAUCGUCAUCCAGUACAGUUUCCCAGCAGGGACACAAGGGCCUGAGCACCCAAACCCCGGAGUGAGGUACAGCAGCACCUCGCGUACCGCCUACCUGCCUGCCUGCGAGGAGGGAGAGAAGGUCGCGAGGCUGCUGAGGAAAGCCUUCGACAGGAGGCUCGUCUUCACCAUUGGACAAUCUGUCACCACAGGCCACAACAACGUCGUCACCUGGAACGACAUUCACCACAAGACCAACAUGGGAGGUGGCCCACAAUGUUUUGGAUAUCCAGAUCCAGCAUAUUUGUUCAGGGUUCAAGAGGAGCUUCGUCUUAAAGGAGUGACAGAGGAUGACUAAUGGGUGAAGACAUUCCUCAAUAGAUUUAAUAUUGUGUAUUGUAACAAAGGUCCUUUUGUUCAACUUUUUUUGCACUUCUGACUGGGAUCUUUAUCAACGACACUUGACGAUGUUCUUUUUCCUGCAAGGUGUUUAAAUUGAAUUUGUUUAUACGUAACUUGGAGGUUGAUGGCUUUUACCAAAGAUCUUCAAUUGUUCAUUGUAGUUGACUAUGCAAAACUUUAAAAACAGUCUAUUCAGUGUUUAAUCCGACUAAACAAGAUCACAGUACAAAUGUCAUGGGCUGUGUUACUGAUCAUCAGAUUAUAGAAUAUACCAUUUCUUUCUUGUUUAACAUGGCAUCACGCAGGAUCACAGGAGAAGGUGUUAGUAAAUUAUUAGUUCAAUUUUUAUUUAAAUACAAAUAUGUAUUUUUUAUUCAGACGUUUGUUCUUGGAAAAGAUGUACCUCUUGAAUUGGAAUGAAUGAGCUUGGGGCUGCUACACAAACAGGCAGGAAUAGUGCUAUUCUUUGCAAUAAUAGCACACAGGAAACAGAUACAGUUCAAUGUUAUCAGACAAAAAGAGUGUCAAACACCCAAAGCGUCAGGAGUGAAUUCACCAGUCCCGUUGAGUCAACCAUGCUCUUGCUGUUUGUUAUCAUCUUGCAUUUCUUUUACCCCUCUGGUCCACUAGAGGGCGAUGCUCUCCUCAAAGAAGUGAUGGCGUCCUCUGCUUGGUAUGCAGCUGUAUGAUCAUCACAAACCCACAGUCCCACAGCGCCUCCCAAAUCUCAUCGCCCAAAGUCGGUGAGGGGAGCAGAGCAUGUGGUGUAGAUGAUGAGUCAUGUGUUUCUAUGGUGCUCAGGGCAGGUUUAGCGGCAGCAGCAGCCUUUACUUUAUGUACAAUGGAGAGAAGGGAUGUCACCCUGUGUUUGACCAGGGCUGUGCAGACACUGUUAAAGACGAGCCGCGCCAGUUACAUGGGUAGGCAGACACAAGCUCAAAUCAAGAGGUUAAUAAAGCCGAGCGAAUUCAUGCCAACUUAGCUCUUUUUAUUUGAGGUCAUUUACAUGUCUGUAGUGAUGUUGAAUGUGUAACAAGUGUCUAAGAGUAGACACCAUCACAAACCCUAGUAAACCUGAAGAGAUUGCAAAUAGAGUCUUAUCAUCCCAGCCAUGAUAAUAGCUGAAGUCUUGUGACCUGUUCAAAGCUGUGAAAUCUUGUAGAAAGCAUGUAGAAGUUGUUGAUUUUCAAAAGUGGUAAAAGUUUUAGAAGAUUUUGAACUCUCCGUACAUUUAUUUUAAUGGGAAACGUUGAUAUAUUUAAGAAAGGAUUAAAUAUAUUGAAAAACUAAAUAUAUCCGAUAAUUUUACGAUUGAACUUAACAUUUACUGUAGUAGUUUGAAUGUUGAAGCAUGUAUUGCAAGUAUUUACAAAUCUACAAAAUGGUGAAAUUUAGGAAUAUCCUAACCUGAGAAGAGCAUUUGGUGGGAUUGAGCUUGUGCAGGAAUAGUGCCAACUAAAUCUCUUUAGAUGAGGCAAAGCUUGACAUGCGCUCAUGGCUUUUUUUUUCUUCUCUGGGCUCUCCAGUUACAACUGAAAAAGAAUCAUAUUCAGCUGAUAUUUUUCACAGAGUUAUGGGAAAAAAAAUACCUUUAACCUAUAUUUCUAUCAGACACGCACAAGUGAGAAUGCGGAGUUAGCGAGCUCUGCCUCUUCAGUACUCUGGAGUUAAGCGGCUGGGGGCAUUUCUAUGGCCUGUGAUCUCAGGGCAUCUGCUGCUCUCACAAAGCAGCCCAGGACCCAUCUGGUCAAAUAGACCACCCCCACAUCACUGCUUCAACCUCCCCCAUUCCCUUCUUUUCUCCCAUAAUUCACAAGCCAUUCCUCAUCACUCAUCCAUUUUCCUCACUUCAACCUUUAGAAUUUAACAAUUAACUAUGUCCUUUAAGGGUUUUCAUCUACCACUUCUCCUUUCCAAUGUUGUGUGUGAAUGAGAAGAACACACAGCAUCACCUGCCCUAACUUCAUGAACAUAUCACUUAUCCCCCCAAUUUUAUUACAAUCAGACAUUUUGAAAUAAUUGGGAAGUUGUCUUUCUAAAGUGGGUUAGUUGAUUGGGAGACGGGCCCGAAAAAAGGAACAUACAUUAUAUACAGAGAAGUACUGUGUCUGCUAUUUGAAAAUUCCCUUUCAGUUCAGUGGAUGUAACCUACAUUUGAACAUGAACUAUUCCAUGUGAAAGGCUGAAGUGUGUUUCCAUAAGAAGACAUCCUCCUAACUGACAGUAUAUCUUCAGGCAUUAUUGUAUAAAGCUAUAAAUAUUUUUUGAUGAUUAUGUACAGUAAUGUUGUGGGUGGAAUAAAUAUACAUCAGUGUAAAUGGCCAUGCGAUGAGUCUCCUUUUAAAAUGGAAUGAUGACAGAGUAAAAAUAAACUCUCAGUGUAUGGAUUAAAAAUGGA
Scophthalmus maximus (turbot) is the source of this 3096-nucleotide messenger RNA. RefSeq names its product probable E3 ubiquitin-protein ligase DTX3. The coding region runs from base 46 to 654 and encodes 202 amino acids. The record is from RefSeq and is a predicted model, not a curated record. Gene Ontology annotation, biological process: Notch signaling pathway; protein ubiquitination. Gene Ontology annotation, molecular function: metal ion binding. The transcript has 3 exons. Lineage: Eukaryota; Metazoa; Chordata; Actinopteri; Pleuronectiformes; Scophthalmidae.